Molecule: messenger RNA, 1993 nt
Organism: Anolis sagrei ordinatus
Lineage: Eukaryota; Metazoa; Chordata; Lepidosauria; Squamata; Anolidae
Gene: PFN2
Product: profilin 2
Biological process (GO): positive regulation of actin filament bundle assembly; actin cytoskeleton organization; regulation of actin filament polymerization
Cellular component (GO): cytoplasm
Molecular function (GO): actin binding
Source: RefSeq, a predicted model, not a curated record
CACAGACACACACAGAAGGUAUCCCUCCGCCCAUAAGGCCUUGCUUGAAGAAGCAGGAUUACGCUAUAUAGACUGAGAAGGGAAUAGAGUAGCAAAGCAACAGCAGCAGUAGCAGCAGAAGCAGUGGCGGAGGGAUUCUAAUAACCAAAGUGAAGAGGCCUCCGCGGCGGCAAGCCUUUGCCUCUCUUCUCUUCACUCUCUCUCUUCUCGAGCGCGCGCUCGACGCCGCCGCCGCCUCGAGCCUCGCCUGCCCUGAGGAGAGAAGAAGAAGAAGAAGGGGAGAAAAGGCCGUUGGAGAGAGAGAGAGAGAGAGGGAAAGGAAGCGAAGGAAGGAGGGAGGGCGGCCAUUCGCGCCGCAAACGCCUCAGGUGGACCCACCCCCUCGGUCCCCUCCCCCGAGCGACCGCCUUGCCCGCCCGCCUGCCUGCCUGCCUGCCUUUUCUGCCCUGCUCUGCUCCCUCCCUCCUUCCUUCUUUCCCCGCCGAGGCUCAUUGGCUUCCUUCCUCUCCUUCCUUCCUUUCCUUUCCUCCCCCCGCCCCCCUUCCUCUCUCUCUCUCUCUCUCUCUGUCUCUCCCUCUGUCUCUUCACCGGGCCGAAGAUGGCAGGCUGGCAGAGCUACGUGGAUAACCUGAUGUGCGAUGGCUGCUGCCAGGAGGCCGCCAUUGUCGGCUACUGUGACGCCAAGUACGUCUGGGCCGCCACGGCCGGCGGCAUCUUCCAGAGCAUUACGCCUCUAGAAAUAGAUAUGAUUGUAGGAAAAGACCGCGAGGGUUUCUUCACCAAUGGUCUAACUCUUGGUGCAAAGAAGUGCUCUGUGAUCAGAGAUAGCCUCUAUGUGGAUGGUGACUGUACAAUGGACAUCAGGACAAAGAGCCAAGGAGGCGAGCCAACAUAUAAUGUUGCUGUAGGCAGAGCUGGUCGAGUCUUGGUCUUUGUAAUGGGCAAAGAAGGGGUCCAUGGAGGCGGAUUGAAUAAGAAGGCAUACUCAAUGGCAAAAUACUUGAGAGACUCUGGGUUCUAGUUGCUAGGCAGACUGUUAAGUAUUAGGGAAAAUUGCUAUUAAACUUUCCUGGCAGAGAGCUACUUUGUGGAAACUUUAUUAGCAAUGCAGGGUGAUGGGGUAUGAACCUGUGUCUCCUUUGUAUCCCUCUGUUGGUGGGGAAAGGUGUUAUUCUUUCUUUUAUUCUGUUCAUCCUUGUUUCCUUGUGUACUCCAGCAUUGGUUAUGGUCAUGGGAAAGGGAAGGUGCCCGUGGAGGGACACUCAACAAGAAAGCUAAUGAACUGGCUUUAUACCUGAGGAGGUCUGACAUCCAAGCAGCCUCUCCCCAUCCACAUAGCAAAUGUCUUCAUUGCCACCCUCUUGUGUUCACAGUACUAUCACCCUAUAGAUGGCGAUUUAUUUACACAUCUUUUCCCUACUGUCAUGACGCCAGUUACCCUUUUUGUUUGUAUGUUAAUCACUGUUGUAUCCAUAUUCUGUAUCUGGCACCAUCCUUUGCAACACAAAGAUGAUAUGCAUGAUAUGUUGAAGCCUUGGGGGAGAAUCAUGCCAAGUCUGGACUUUGCUUUGUCUUAGCAAUUAAUGUGACAUUGAGAACUAAACCAAUUUAAAUUAAACUAAACAAGGUGCCGAUUGUACAAUCCAGUUUGAUCAAUGUCUCCUCAGCACUUUGAGCAUUAACACAGCUCAUUAGUCUUCCUUUUGUAGAGCAUGGUUGGGAGGGAAAUGUGCAUGCAUAUCUACUUUCCUCCCCCUUGUCCUCAUUUCAUCCAUUCUCUCUCUUCACUCACACACAUUUUUUUGCUUCCAUCUUCUAUCUAUAUAUACAUUUUUAAAUACAGUGCCUGGUUUGUUUAACCAAUUUGCCGCUUGAAAGCUGUUAAAAGUGUUGCUCUAGUUUUGUUGUUGCUCUUCUGUGUAGACUUGCAAAACUCUUCAUGGUGUCUGAAGCACAUCCUGCUUUUAAAAGGGUAACUGCAAAACUAUAAAAA